AUGGAAGGACCACCACCGCCUCCCCCGCCGCAUGGCGCAAAUCCAAAUACGACCGAGGGGACCCCGAGAUAUCGAAAAUCGACGGAUUUGCCCGACGGGCCAUACGACAUUUUUGUGAUACCGCCUCAUUCUGCCGGAGGGGGGUUUCUUUAUUUACCGUCCUUGCAGUGCCAUCGCAACAGCUUCAUUGCAGGCUCGUUAUCUACCUUGGCAGUCGUCGGCUUGUGGAUUUUGGUACAACCCAUAGUAAAAACUUGGCUUGCGACGUCGAAUGCACCUGGAGGGAUGGGUAUCGUACUUUUAGUCCUUGCUGUUGGUUUUGCCGGCUGGUACUUUGGCACAUUACAGAAUGAUGGGGGUGCUACGAAAGGCAGUUCAUCAAGCAGACCGCGCCCCGGAGCAGGGUUCGCUAAUGGCUUCCAGUACGGUGGUGCACAGCCAAAUCCAGGAGGGGCUUACCCCGGUGCAGGACCACGGCCAACUCCUCAGUAUAAUACUACAGGCGGUCAAUACAACCCUGGUGGCGCAUCACAACCACCGCCAUUCAACAACCAUGGCACUCAGCCAAAUGGCGCUCCCCAGGAUAGUACCGCCAACAAUGCUCAGAGCAGCACCCCAAAAGAGGACCCUAAAAAGGCAGAAGCGGAAUGGGAAAGGGCUCGUGAAGAGACGAAACGCAAAGAAGAGAUUCGACGAAAGAUGGAAGCUUACAGAAAGAAGAGAGAGGCAGAAGAGGCGGAGCGGAGGAGGCAACAAGAGCGCGAAGCCAUGGAGAGGGAAUUGAAACAACGCAAGGAGGAGCUUGAAAGGGAAGCUGCCGCAGCUAAAGCAGCGGCAGAAAAAGAGAUUAGGGAAAGGGCUGCUAGAGAAGCCGCCGAACGGGAGGAACGAAUCAGAAAAGAAGAAGAAGAACGAGCUGAGAGAGCAAGAAAAGAAGCUGAAGAAAAAGAAGAGAGAGCAAGAAAAGAGGCUGCAGAAAAAGAAGAGAGAGCGAGAAAGGAAGCUGCAGAAAAAGAGGCUGCAGCCAAAGAGGCCGCAAAGAAAGAAGCAGCAGCGCGGUUUGCUGCGGCCAAAGAAGCUGCCGCUAAAAAGUUUGCCGCUGCAAAAGAGGCUGCGGCAAAGGCCAAAGCAGCCACUCCAGCUCCGGCUCCCAGUGCAGCGUCAGCCCCGAUUCCUCCACGAACUCCCUCGCCGAAAAAGGCACCACCGCCAUCAGCGAGGACCGCCGACGUCGAGGACGAUGCCUAUUCAUUCCGGCCUUAUGAUAGGCCACGACGACCGUAUGGGACAUCAGCGCCCUCUGUCUAUUCCGAGUCGUCAUAUGCUCCGUCCCAAUCGACAGCACGAACAACACCUCCACCGUCUCAUCGUGGACCGUAUAUGACCAAGGAUCCCGACAAAGUCAUUAUCCGCGGUGUGUAUCUUUUCAACAACGCUUUCCAGAAGACUCCGAUCGCACAGCUAGUCUCUGGCCAGGGAUCCGUCACGGAUGGACUAAUUCUGAGGAUUACCACAGAAGGUUUGUUCAUUGAUGACGAUGUACGCGGAGUCGCACAAAGGGAAUGGGACGUGAAAGCGUGGACGUUGAAGUCAAUUGAGACAAUCAAACUUCGAGGCCUACAAGUCGUCCGCGCCAGCGUCCGCGAUCAAGAAGGUAAAAGAUAUGUCAUUGUGCUCGCAGAAUCUGAAGUGUGGAAAGUCACUCUAGGCUUCAAGAAACUCAAAUCCGGUUCUCAAGCACGACACUUGAGUCAAUCGGAGUUGUCCAAGAACGAAGCCAAUACAUAUUUGACGAAUCUUGGCUAUUAGUAUGAUUGGUUCUUUUUCUGAUCAUUUCCGAGAGCAUUUGCAUGGCAUAAGGCAUCCAUUUUCCUUCUACACAUUGCUCUGCCAUUAGCGAUGAGAUUUCUUUUCUAUAAUCAUGAGUUUUUAUUGUUUUGUUAUUAAUCAUUGGAGGAGUUCCCUGUACAGACCAUCCCCUACCCGAAUGAUUUUGUCUACGAUUCCCCCCAUGCCCUUUGUUAUUAUAUCGUUGAAUAUUAGCACCAUAUAUCUCCCAGACUGAGCGAGAGAGAAGUCGA
Molecule: messenger RNA, 2081 nt
Organism: Talaromyces stipitatus ATCC 10500
Lineage: Eukaryota; Fungi; Ascomycota; Eurotiomycetes; Eurotiales; Trichocomaceae
Exons: 2
Coding region: 1-1809 (602 amino acids)
Biological process (GO): chromatin remodeling
Cellular component (GO): Swr1 complex
Molecular function (GO): ATP-dependent H2AZ histone chaperone activity
Source: RefSeq, a predicted model, not a curated record